AUGAGCCCGGGCCCUGACGAAACCGCCAACAUCACACUCAAUACCCAGCAGUUCCAGCAGCAAAAGGAGGGGUUGCUUCGCUGGUGCCUCUUCAGGAAAGAGCUGCCGCCAACUCCUCCCGAACGGGAGCAGCCUCCUCCGCCUCCUAGACCUCCCAAAGUCACGGUCGAGGACGAGGAGCCACCUGACGCUCUCGACACUCUAACGCAGCCACUCCAGUCCCAGCCGCCCUCGGAUCAUUAUGCGGCUUUUGACCCAGAUCAUUUGCGAAUGCCGGGCGCUUUGACAAUCACGCCUCCAAUCAAGACGGUGACGAGUGCCGGAACCGAUGCCUUCUCGGCGUGGGUCACAGAAGAAAAUCGCCGGGCCUUCGAAUUGCCUGCCGGGCCUCUCACGCCGGGUGAUACGCCUCCCGCCCACUCUCAGCGCUUCGCCCCUGUUGGUCCUCGAAUAAUGCACUCGCAACCAAAAAGCCGAAGUCAGGUGCCAACACCGGCGCGACAACGAUCAUAUACCUCAUAUGAUCCGCGAGAGGCUUUCUGCGCGCAGUCGAGAGAAAGGGUGCUCGGCCCACGGCACCCAUGGGAAAGAGCAGCCAACACUGCAAUGCCACGAAGAGUAUGCUCAAUACCACGGAAGCCGGUUGCCGCUGAAUAUACGGCAAUGCCCCAUCUCGCCCCUCAUGGGCCCGAUGACAUUGUGAGGUCGCCGAUUGACGUCGACUACCAACCUCCACCGCCGCCCCCACCACACAGGUAUGAGGCCGGUCGCCCUUAUCACCAUGGAGAGUGGAUCGCUUCGUCCCGGCCUCCUCUGGACACCCCUCCCCAUUCCUCAAUUAGUGUACCGGCUGCACCUUUGAUUGCGCCCAUUCCUGUCGCCCCAGCACUGAAUCCACCGCCGCCAGAGCGCGCGCCCGACACGCACCAUCGCGCCACGCAGACGCGUGCCACUGUCGCAGGCGCGUUCAAACGACACCCAAUCCAGCCAUCGUUCGAGACUCCCUCGGUACGGGCGCAGACACGACUGAACGGCACUGGGGUACAACGGCUUGUCAUCACGACAGGGAAACCACGGCAAACAAAUAGUGACAGUUCCCCGACAGCAACAGCUGGCACCCAAACCGCAACCUCAAGCGGGACCGCCAACGAGGCACAGCAAAUCAAAACCUCAACCCAGAGCCUUCCGUCACGAGCAGAAGAUUCUUCUGAGAAGAUCAAGAAGUCCACGCCGACAGCUACAAUCCCGUCUCCUGCGAAGGAGCCGAAACCUGCUACCGCCAAAUCAAUACGUAAGAAGCUCACCAAGCCAUUCCCGACGUCGAAGAUUGGCGCCGCGAAGCCUCCGACAGCGGAGAAGAGUAUCCCCAUGACGACGCCUGCCGCAGCACCUGCGCCUCCACCUACAUCUACACCCAAGCCAUCGUCAGUACGCGUACGUGCGCCGCCAGCAGCUCCCACGGUGGCCAUCAAAUCAGCCGCCAAUACCGCCAGCAAAGCCGCCAACAAGCCGGCCACGACUGUCGCCGCCGUCAACGGCGCCUCAUUGGCCAGCCGACGGGCCGGCGCGCUCGCCGCGCUGCGCGCGCAGCAUGCUUAUCAUUGCAGCCCAAGCAAGCACGCAACAACAGACACAAUGGCUCAGAAGGCGGCGCAAGGCGCGGCAAGGCUGGCAGAAACGCCAAAAGGAAGGGUGGAAAUGGCGGCACCGACGAAGGAGGAGGAUGCACCCCUGAUUGCGGUGCGGUUGUCGAAGCAUACGGUGGUGAGGGUGGUGCAAGGAUUGGCAUUUUUAUGGGCGGUCAUGGCGGGGUGGCACAUGCUGGGCGCGGUGUGGAAAGGAUUGGUAGCGGUGAUGUGGCCGUUUUGGUUGAUGUAUAGGGUGAUUGCAAUGGUGGGCGGGUGCGUAAGGGGCGGUGGGUGGGGUGGCUGA
This is a messenger RNA of Diplodia corticola, 1932 nucleotides long. RefSeq lists its product as uncharacterized. The transcript has a single exon. The coding region runs from base 1 to 1932 and encodes 643 amino acids. Lineage: Eukaryota; Fungi; Ascomycota; Dothideomycetes; Botryosphaeriales; Botryosphaeriaceae. The record is from RefSeq and is a predicted model, not a curated record.